This is a messenger RNA of Carica papaya (papaya), 951 nucleotides long. Lineage: Eukaryota; Viridiplantae; Streptophyta; Magnoliopsida; Brassicales; Caricaceae. The record is from RefSeq and is a predicted model, not a curated record.
AUGGAGGAACAGAAAUCUCAGAUCAAUGAGGUGAAAAAGAUUAUAGGUGGUAUUGCUGAUAAGCUACCAGAGUUUUGUUCUGACGAAUCCAUAUCAAGAUACCUAAGAGCAAGAAAUUGGAAUACAAAAAAGGCAGCCAAAAUGUUGAAAGAAACUUUGAAGUGGAGGUUGCAAUCCAAACCAGAGAAAAUUACAUGGGAAGAUGUUGUUGAUGAAGCUGAGACAGGAAAAGUUUACCGUGCCAAUUUCUGUGACAAGAAUGGGAGGAUUGUGCUUAUCAUGAGACCAGGUCUCCAGGGUACUCAAAGUAAAAGCUCAUCAUCAUGCGGAGGGCAUAUAAAGUACUUGGUAUACUGCAUGGAAAAUGCAACAAUGAACGUGAAGACAGAUGAGGAGCAAAUGGUGUGGCUGAUUGAUUUUCAAGGUUGGAAAAUGGGUUGCAUUUCUGUCAAGCAGACUAGGGAAGCUGCUCAUCUCUUGCAACACCAUUACCCGGAGAGACUUGGACUUGCUAUCUUCUAUAACCCUCCUAAAAUCUUUGAAUCCUUUUGGACGAUGGUGAAACCAUUUUUGGAACAAAAGACGUAUAGAAAGGUGAAGUUUGUUCAUUCUGAUAAUCCUCAUAGUCAAAUAUUGAUGCAAGAAUUGUUCGACAUGGAUAAGUUAGAAUCUGCGUUUGGUGGUAAAAAUACAAAUGGAUUUAAUUGUGUGGCCUACAGUCAAAUGAUGAGAGAAGACGACGAAAAGAAGCUUCAUUUUCUCAACAGUAACACAAGUUUUAGUUCGUCGCCUCUAACUAUUAAAUCACUCCAAUCUAAUUUAUCAGAUCAAUAUGAUUCUGAGGACUCUGAUGAAUCUCAUAGUUCAUCGUCAUCUUCAGGUGAUGAAUUAGAUGUUUGCGCUACCUUGGCAAGUGUUGAUGGCAAAGCUCCAACAAUGUUUGUCAAUUGA